GUGACUGAUCACCUGACUGUGACAUCAUCGCAGGUCCUAUAAGCACACUUCCUGUACAGCUCUGCAGGUGGAGGGGGAAGACAUGAACAAUAUUAACGCUCUAGAGACAGAUGUGAGUGGUGAUGAGCAGUAUAAGGAAGAUAUUCCUACAAGAAAAGAUCUGAUCUAUAAUAAUGCUACAGACAUAAAAGAAAAAGAAGAUGAGACAGAUGUGAGCGGUGAUGAGCAGUAUAAGGAGGACAUUCCUACAGGGAAAGAUCUGAUCGAUAAUAAUGCUACAGACACAAUGAAAGAAGAGACAGAUGUGAGCGGUGAUGAGCAGUAUAAGAAGGACAUUCCUUCAGGGAAAGAUCUGAUCGAUAAUAAUGCUACAGACAUAAAGGAAGAAGAAGAGACAGAUGUGAGCGGUGAUGAGCAGUAUAAGGAGGACAUUCCUACAGGGAAAGAUCUGAUCAAUAUUAAUGCUACAGACAUAAAGGAAGAAGAAGAGACAGAUGUGAGCGGCGAUGAGCAGUAUAAGGAGGACAUUCCUACAGGGAAAAAUCUGAUCGAUAUUAAUGCUAUAGACAUAAAGGAAGAAGAAGAGACAGAUGUGAGUGGUGAUGAGCAGUAUAAGGAAGAUAUUCCUACAGGGAAAGAUCUGAACUAUAUUAAUACUACAGACAUAAAGGAAGAAGAGAGGACAGAUUUGAGCGGUGAUGAGCAGUAUAAGGAGGACAUUCUUACAGGUGACCGCCCAGAUGACUGUACCAGGAGAUCAGAGGGGAAUCUUAUAUCUUCAGAUUAUAAAGCAGAUGAUGAUAUCACACAAGAUACAUAUGAAGAACAUUCCAUUAUCCCAGAUACACCCUCAGCCCUUCACAGCCAAGAUCUCUCAUCUGAUCCUGUUAUACAAGUCCGACCUAAAGAUUCAUCUCAGACUGUUAAACAAAAUAAGGAAAAGCGAUUUUCAUGUGCAGAAUGUGGGAAAUGUUUUCCUUAUAAAUCAUAUCUUGUUAGACAUCAAAUUACACACAUAGGGGAGAAGCCAUUUUCAUGUUCAGAAUGUGGGAAACGUUUUACCGAGAAAUCAUCUCUUGCUGAUCAUCAAAGAAUUCAUACAGGAAAGAAGCCAUUUUCAUGUUCAGAAUGUGGGAAAUGUUUUACUGUGAAAUCAUCUCUUGUUAUACAUCAAAAAAAUCACAUUGGAGAGAAGCCAUUUUCAUGUGCAGAAUGUGGAAAAUAUUUUACCCAUAAGUUAUCUCUUGUUAGACAUCAAAAAACUCACAUUGGAGAGAAGUCAUUUUCAUGUGCAGAAUGUGGAAAAUAUUUUACUCAUAAGUUUUCUCUGGUUAUUCAUCAAAAAAGCCACAGAGGAGAGAGGCCAUUUUCAUGUUCAGAAUGUUGUAAAUAUUUUUCUCAGCAAUCAAUACUUAUAAGACAUCUAAGAAUUCACACAGGAGAGAAGCAAUUUUCAUGCCCAGAAUGUUGUAAACAUUUUUCUCAGAAAUCAAUACUUAUCAGACAUCUAAGAAUUCACACAGGAGAGAAGCCUUUUUCUUGUUCAGAAUGUGAAAAACAUUUUACUCAGAAAACAAAUCUUGUUAAACAUCAAAUAAUUCACACAGGAGAGAAGCCAUUUUCAUGUUCAGAAUGUGGGAAAUGUUUUACUCAGAAAACAGAUCUUGUUAAACAUCAAAGAAUUCACACAGGAGAAAAGCCAUUUUCAUGUUCAGAAUGUGGGAAAUCUUUUACUAGGAAAUGCUAUCUUCUUGAACAUCAAAAAAUUCACACAGGAGAGAAGCCAUUUUCAUGUUCAGAAUGUGGGAAGUGUUUUACUCAGAAAAUAGAUCUUGUUAAACAUCAAAGAAUUCACACAGGUGAGAAGCCAUUUCCUUGUUCAGAAUGUGGGAAAAGUUUUUCUGUGAAAUCAAAUCUUAUCAAACAUCUAAGAAUUCACACAGGAGAGAAGCCAUUUCCUUGUUCAGAAUGUGGGAAAUGUUUUUCUGUGAAAUCACAUCUUAUCCGACAUACAAGAAUUCACACAGGAGAGAAGACAAUUCAGAGCAAUAAAUGAUGCAGAUAACACAUCUAUAUAUUAACCAUGUACAUAGGAUAUCUGACAUUUAUACAUAUAUCAUAUACUGCAUCUCCAAACUUGUUCCCAAUUGUUAAUAAAAGUUUUAUUUUAGAACGUAGUCACCGAUCCAGCGAUGUCAUCACUAUAGUUUACAUGGUAGGAAAAGAGUGUGAUAUAUGGUUGUGAUAUUCACUGCUCCUCAUGGAGAAGACCCAACAGGCAUAAUCCAUGGGGAGCUGCUACUGGAGACCCAAACACCUCACAGAGAAGGGACUUAUUCCAGUGAUGAAGAAUUCCAGGACAUGACCAGAUUAGAGACACAAAAUCACUUCUAUCUUCUGGCUUCUAGGACAUUAUUCUGAUGGAAGAACUUUACACAUUAUAAAAAGUCCUGUAGGUGUUGGGGAACAUUUAUAGACAAUUGUUGGCUCCGGCUGUCAUUGCGUACCAUAGGCCACCUGCCUCCAUAUUACACAGGUCUGAUGAGGGAACAGGGUAAGUAAGGGUUAAUGUUUGUGGUUCUAACAAUAACUGUACAAGGAUAUAUAAGAAGUAAGGAACAUAUGAGGGUAAGGCUAUGUUCACACGGUAAUGUACGCACAGGAAAUCUCUGUGAGGACUCUGUCCCUGAAUACAGAGCUAGGACCACUCGGGAAUGCGCCGUCCCAUAGACAUGAAAGAAGGGGGCAUGGCAUGAUGUCACUAGGGGGGCGUGGCUUUGACAUCCCAUCCUGGUCUCGGAGGUAGUGCCCAGCACAGAAUGAUUGGAGCUGCCCAGAGAUUACGGGGGUCCCUAGAAGCGGGACCCCUGCUAUCAUACAUCUUAUCGCCUAUCCUUUGCAAAAGAUGUAUAAACCCGGAAUACCCCUUUAGGAGGUGUCAGGUAAAGUGGAGAGGAGGCAUGAAAAAGAAGGUCCAGGGGAGAGGUGGUGUGCGGUCUGCCCCGGGUGCCACUGACCCCAUAUAGUAACAUGCCUGCUGUCCCUGGAAAUCUUCUGUCCGGCUCUCUGCUGCUCCAACAAACUCACUUUACUGUGCCAUCAUUGGUCUCCCUGUGCAGAACGUUCUAUGUUUUCCCGGGCUGUCCGUGUCUGUAUAGUUUCUCCUCCCCGCGGUCAGCACGUUGUCAUCUCUCUCCCUGGUGUAGGUAGUCAGACACUGGUUGGGUGCAAUGUAGGAGAUUUGUUACCGAGGCUGCAUGUAUGUAACCCUCACUGCCUCCCGUCUUUAGGUGGACACAGGGCUGGUUGUGUGAUUGAUUAGAUGAGAUCAAAGUGCAUAGUGCCUUCCUGACACAGGACUGGCAUUGCCAUACAUCCCUCUGCUUUCAAUUCUCAGCAGCAUGCCCCCUUCCUGCAGGGCUGGUGCAAGGAUUGCCACACUAGCUAAUAGCUAAUUUAACCAACCCUUGACCCCACCCAGGAAGUUCUUUUCUUUGUGAAUUUAUUUUCUGUCUGAUCACAGUGUUCUCUGCUGACACUCUUUUUUUAUUAUAAAAGUACAAAACUUAUACAAAAACACAAAAGAAGCUUAACCAGCUAUAACAUAAAUAAGAAAUACACUGGUACCAAAACACAAAAAGAAAACCCUGCGGUACGUAACCUCCCUCUUGACUAGGUUCAUCCUGUUCCCCAUAACAGUUGGAAAAACAGGCUGUAGAUCCUAGUAUAGUAAGCCUCUGGCAAGAUGCAUACACUGCCCAGAUAGAUAAACAAGGGGAGCAGGUAUGAUUUGAUCAGAUGUACCCUUUCCCUGAGGGUCAUAGACCAACCCUUCCACUGGUCCACCGUCUGAGCGGCAUCCUGGCGCUUACCAUCCCAGUUUUUGGCAGGAUAAUCAUCCUGGCCGAAUGUGAUGCCUAAGACUUUUGCUGAUUCUUGGGGCCCUGGAAGGGUGUCCGGGAGAUCAAACGUGGGAUCUCCCCCUCCCAGCCAGAGACUCUCACACUUAUCCCGGUUGAUCUUAGACCCGGAUGCCUCCGAGUAGCGGUCCACCUCCGACAUCACCACAUCGACCUCCUCUCUCUCUCUCUCGAGAGAGAGAGACGAAAAUAGUGACAUCGUCAGCGUACGCCAACAUUCUCUGGGUGACAGCCUGCUCCGCCAGACUCAUCCCGAUUCCCGCGAAUGGUCCACGACUCACCCUCCUAAGGAAGGGAUCGAUCGCAAACACAUAUAAGAGCGGGCUCAAAGGACAACCCUGACGGACUCCGGACCCCACCUCAAAAGAGCGGCCAGACCACCCGUUCACCAGGGGGAGACUCUCUGCCCCUGCAUACAAGAUCUUAAGCCAAUUAACAAAAGUACUCGGUAAGCCAUUUCUCAGGAGGACGAACCAGAGGAACUCGUGGUUCACCCGAUCAAAUGCUUUGGCCUGAUCCAAGGACCGCAAGUACCCCUUCCAGAGACCGGCACAACCCCCGCCCCACUGCCUCCUUGACACUAAGGACAGCACUUAAGGUUCUUCGGGUUGGAAUAGUGCAGUACUGGGCCUCCGAAAGGUGCUGGGGUGCAAACUUCACCAGCCGAUUAAACAGUAUCUUGCGUCUGGCGAGUGGUACCUCCCGUAAUCCCUCUCAAAAACCAAAGAUGCGUGCCUAUCGUACUGACACCUCAUCAACAAGGACUUCACUCUGGAGAUAUCCUCUCGGCUACCUCCAGUCAAGACGAAAAGUUCGAGUUUCCUCCUCAGACCCUGAUACAGGCGAUACCUGUUCAGGGACCUGAGGUUCCAGAGCUGGCGGAAGAACCCCGCAACCCGCUUCUUGAAUAUCUCUCACCACUCCAGCUUAUUACUACAAAGAUCCAGUAAAGGUACCUGACUCUGAAAAAAAUCCUCAAAGGAUUGUCUUAUCUCCGCUUCCUCCAGGAGGGAUGAAUCCAGCUUCCAAUAACCUUUUCCCAUCCGGGGGGUCUCUGAAACAUUCAGGAAAAACAAAAUCAUACAGUGAUCGGAGAACUCCACCUCAACCACGGACACUGCGGAAGAGAUGGCUUCCUCCUUUAAAUAAAGCUUAUCUAUCCUAGACCUGCGACUAACUUGAUGAUAGGUGGAACCCGCGUGGCCCGAGGGGCUCCGGAUGUGGGUGUCCUCUAGGCGGGCUUCUCUAGCUAAGCUAAUCAGUGCCACACUAUCGCAAAUCAGUGGACCAUUGGAGCCUCUCCUAUCUUGGGACCUCGUGACAUUAUUGAAGUCCCCUCCAAAGAUCACUUGCCGACUCUUAAAAAGAAAGGGCUUAAUCCUCAUAGAGAUCUUUACGGCCCCGCUUAGUUUGCGGGGCGUAGAUGUUGAUGAGCCGGUGCUCUUGUCACUUCAUGAAGACAUCUAAGAUCAGGCAACUCCCCAUUUCUAAUUCAAUAACCCGUCGGCAUUCGACAGGAGCAGUAAAAAGGACUGCCACCCCACUAUACGGCUUAGCCGCAAGAGACCAGUGGGAGGGACUGUGCCUCCACUCUCUUCUGGCUUUAACCAGAGAGGCUAGAUCUGACAACCUGGUCUCCUGUAAAAAGAAAUUGUCGGCUUCAACGCGGCCGAGAAAAUCAAAGGCUGCAAAUCUAGCCGUAUCAGACUUUAUGCUGGCACAAUUAAUGGACGUCAAUGGGGUGAGUGCCGCCAUACAGGGUGAUUGAAUUAGAUGGCCUCACCCUUUAUUUCUUUUUCCCCUUCUUUUUAUCCCCCGAAGACGACGAGAGGGCAGGACCACUCUUACAUCUUUUUUUUUACUCCGAUUGGUCCAUAAGGUCCCCGUCUCCGUCCGGCCCCGGUCUAGCCCUGCCCUCCGAGGAAGGUGCCUUGACAGGACAGGGCUAAGUUCCCCCCAGAGGAUCUUUCUCCCGAGGCACCCCGUCCUCACCUUCCCCCUCCAAGGAGGGGGAGGAGAUGGUAUCGAGGACGAGGUACUGGUUUGACAGGUCAAUCAGAGGGGGCAGUCAGGCUUCCGUUUUGGACCUGACCCACAGUACAAGGAACAGAGGGCUGUGACCUCUUCUUUCUCCCUUUCCUUUUGCCCUUGUCUUUCUUUUUUAGGCCUCUCUCCGCUCUCCUCAUCCACACUUUCAUAGUGGGAGGAAUCGGAAGGGUCGGCCAUAUUGCCUUCCUCUUUAUGAAGCCUCCUGAUCUCAUCCAGCACGUUCUCCUCCAGGGCUUCAGCGCUUAAAGGGCCAGCUUCAGGAGCAGGGGCUGGAGCUACCCCCAUCACCUGGGCACUCUCCAUCUCCCUACUCCUUCUACAAUUUUGCUCCUGCCUUAGUUUGGCGGGGCCCUUUUUCCUCCUCACUAGCCCUGUUGUGCCCCUAUCCCUGUCUGUACCCUCCCCAGCCGAGGCAACUUCACAGCUCUCCUCAGCCGGAGCGGCCGCAGCACAGGCGAAGGCGCUGGGACAACGGCUAAAAGUGUGCCCGAGGACACCACACAGGUGGCACCGGAUCUGCCUGCAGGAUGCAGCCAGAUGACCCACCCCACCACACAAAGCGCAGACCUGCACUGUACAGGCUGCGCUAAAGGGGGUGGGGCUGCCACACCUGUGACAGCCCUUCGGCUGCCCCUGGUAGAAGACCUGGAUCCAUCACGUCCAAGGAAGGCGGCUGACGGAAUGUGGGCAACCAUACUACCUGAACACUUGAGUUUGACGGAAAACAUCCAGGCCCCAGACCAGAUCCCGUGCUCAUCAAAGUUUUUCUUGGGCAUGUCCUUCACAUCCCCAUACCAUCCAAGCCAGGAAUUAAUGUCAUAACAAGAAAGUGACUUGUUACGGGUCAAAACAGUCACCUUCUUGACAGAGUUCUGAAGGGAAAUCGCCUUUACGGCGAAAUCCCGCCAGCCGGGCUCGUUCUUUGCCACUUCGUAGUUUGACCAGAAGAGUUCAAGACCCUCUGGCCAAACGAAACUGACGUCAAACUCAGACGAACCGUAGGGGGAAUCAGGGCAAAGAUGUCACUCGCCCUGAAUUUCAUCUGAAGGAGGAGCUCAACCACUUUGGCGCGAGGUGGGCAUGCAUCCUCGCCCCCUCCAAAUCAGACGGACCACAUUCCUACGGUUGUUGUCCUGCCCAGGUGUCGGGAGGGACCAUACCACCUCCCCAUUCUGCUCUCGGAAUGCCCCCAAACCGUGCCUUUCUAUCCAGAAAGAUCGGUCGACCUCACCCCUCCCCUCUACCUGAAUCGACCUGUUGCUCCUACGCAGAGCCUCCAGGAGGCGCUGUUGCAAAUGGCCUCCAGAGCCGGACGGAGACGGGGACCCCCUAGAACCCCCGGCAGUGACAUUAGCAUAGCUCCUAGGAGCAGUCACUACCGAGGGGGGGGGGCAGCUGGACCAGAACCAGGCCCAGAACCACCAUUCAUACCACUACUACUCCCACCAUCAUUCACUCCACUGACACUCCCACAUACACUCCUCUCAUCCACAACACUUCCACACUCCGCAUUCUCACAUCCUACACUCUUAUCCUGACUAACAGAUUCUGGGCUGGCUGGGACUUGUAGUGUUGCAGGUUUUAUUACACUCUUCUUUGCUGGCUUAGCUGCCGGGGUCGAUGCUGAUGGUUCCUUCUCCAUGGCUGAAGUCACUUCUGGAGUCUGGGGCUUCCCCUCAGAGCGCACCCCUGCUCCUCCCACAGUGCCAGCACCUGCUUUGCCCGACCGCACGGGCUCUGUGGAUGAUGCCAGCGCCUGGACACUCCCCCCCCCCCCUCACAGAGGAGUGCCCCGCAGCGCCCACAGAAUACACAGUACUCGGAGGACCACCCCCCGAGCACACAGACCUACCACUCUCCUCCACCGACACCUGGACACUCCCCCACCCCCCUCACAGGGGAAUGCCCCGCAGCGGCGGUAAUGCCCACAGCACUCAGGGAACCGCCCCCCGAGCACACGGCAGCAUAGCUUGCCUCACCACUGCCCAUCAUGAGCCCAUCCUGCCCCUCCCUACCGGCAGGAUGGAUGGGCUUCACAUGUAUUGCACCCGCUGUCUUUUCUGACGCCAUGCUGUACCCCCAUGCUGGCUCCGUUCCACCACAGAAACGGGGUCUGGCAGUCUGGGGGGCCCAGCAGCCUGAACCAGCUUUGCAGCUGGCCCAGACUGCUGGAAAGGAACAAACACAUACUGCACAGUUUCCUGAAUCUUCUGUUUUUUAGCCUUACGCUUCACUGCCCCAUCUUCACACUGGUCCUCUCCAAAGGUAAAAUGCUGGAGGUGGGCUGGGGACUCCUGCAUUACCAUUGCCUUCAAUAAUCCCCCAGCCUCACUCUCCACAUCCUCCUCACUAUCACUUGAUGGUAGUGCCACCUGUGCCGACUCAAUGUAGCUUUCCUGUGUCUGGGUGUCAUAGGGAGUAGCUACAGGAACAGCAUCCAUCUCCACCACUUGUGCACUUUCUUACACCUUCUCCUCCUUCUCCUCCUUUACAGCUUCACCACCAUCCUCACUAUCUUCACCUCCACUACUCUCCCCAUCAUCCACCUCCACCUUACCUGGGGAUUUCAUGCCGGCAAACCGAUCUUCAUUCACAAGCUUCUCCCGGAAGAGACUGCUCCCCUCAAGGAUUUCUGCCCUCCUCUCCUCCAGCUUUAGGAUCUCAGCCUUCAGGGCUGUGACUCUUUUCUUCAGCUUUGACUUAUUCCUCCUGGACCCAGAGAUUGCCAGACUCUGGACUCUGGGCCCCACCCAGCUCCUCUCUUUCCAGCCUGAGCUCCUUACUGCAGCGGUCAUAAUCCGCAAACCUUGCGGUCAUGCGGGAGCAGUAAGUGGAGCUGGACUCUUUGGACCCUCUUUCAGCCCACAUCUCCACACACUUUCUCCCAGCCUUUCUUCCACUUCUGGAUCUCUGGCUUCAGACUCUGCCAGAUCUUCGCCCCCCUGGCCGGAAUGGCUGUCGCUGUUUGCUCUGAAACCCCCCCCCCCCCCCCCGCCAGCCUUAAAGAACGGGAAGUCCAUGUCAGGAACUGUCCAGAGUAGGAGCAAAUCCCCAUAGAAAACAUAUGCUGCUCUGGACGGUUCCUAAAAUGGACAAAGGUGUCAGCAGAGAGCACUGUGGUCAGACAGAAAGGAAAUUCAAAAAUAAAAGAACUUCUUGUGAAGCAUACAGCUGCUGAUAAGUACUGGAAGGAUUAAGAUUUUUUUAAUAGAAGUCAUUUACAAAUCUGUUUAACUUUCUGGCACCAGAUGAUUUAAAAAUUUUUUUCCAGUGGAGUACCCCUUUAAAAAAGAAAUCAAAACCAUAUUUUCUGAGAUCCAAUGGUUAAAGAAUAAAAUAACUGACCCAGAGGAUAAAUCUUGUCCGUGUAAUCUCCUAAUUAUUGGCAUCUCUGAGGGUCUCGAAAAAAAUGACACUGUUGGUUUUUCUCAGAGUUGGCUAAGUGAAACUAUCGGUAAAGAGAACUUGUUUCCAUCUUUUAAUGUCAAGCGAGCGCACAAAGCAGCGGACAAAGCUGUUGUAGUAGGAGCAAAUCCUAGACCUAUACUAGUGAGAUUGUUUGGUUAUAAGUACUGUGAUGUUAUUUUAAAGAAAAUAAGAUCUAUUGGAAAUGUAAAAUGUAACAACUCUAGGGUCUCCAACCCAGGGGAGGCAACAGAAUGGACUGAAACUUUAGAUAACAUGGCAGUGGGGUAUUGACAAGGUAUAGAGGUCGGAGUUUGCCUUAGGUGAUUCGAGUCAUUGGGGGUGAUGGGAGUUAGCUACUGUCGGAGGUAUUUUCCCUCUUCUUUCUCUCUAUUAUGGUACAUGCUCUCAAUUUACCCAAGUGCAAGUAAAAAGUUCAAGUGUUCACACAAAAAACUGUGCACAAGGAUGUGGUCCAUCACAAGCCCUUAUACCAAAAGGAGAGAGACCCCCAAUAAACCAAACCCUUCGCCACUGGGCUAAAAAGGCACCUGGAGGGUUCCAGGAACAAUGUCCCCUUUUGCCGAAGCUACUCGGUGUUAACCAAGUUGCUGCCGAGGAACCAGUAAAUCUGGUUCGGUACUCUUGCCGGUGCAGGAAUGGCCGGAGUAUGGCAAGGAGGUGAGGAACGAAUAGGAAAGGUACUACACUUCAUCAUAGCCAAAAGGCCUCAGAGCGAUAAUGGAACUGGAUUUCCCAUAACAUGGGGGUUAAUAUGUUAUGGCCCUAUUGAUUUUUCUACCCCUUUGGAAUGAGUGGAAUUUUAAUUUUUGUACAUAAGGAUAGGUAUUAAUGACUUAGGGAUUUACUGCACUUGUACCAUGAAAGAAGAAGAAAUGGGAAGGAAAACAAAUAUAUAAACUAUGUAACCAGGAAAAGGAAAAGUACAGAGAUAUAUAGUGAGCAAUUGGCACUGGAAAAUACCAAACAAGUAAAUGCACUAAUGGAUGAAGAGGUGGUGUCAGAUGUCCGGUAUGAGUCGAUAGCGGUGCAUCACGUGUAAAAUAAAUUGCAAUCCAUAAUGUAAAGAAGAAGGAGAAAUGGAGCACUCACACGAUCACUGUCCUUCGGGUCAGUCGGUGUCUCAGCUCCCCCAAUUCCACCAUUGCCUCCCUGCAGAAGUCACCAGAAUCGGGACCUCUGUUUCAGCAUCUGAUCCGAAGGACAGUGAUCGUGUGAGUGCUCUGUUUC
This is a messenger RNA of Hyla sarda, 10625 nucleotides long. RefSeq names its product gastrula zinc finger protein XlCGF57.1-like. NCBI's taxonomy places the organism in Eukaryota, Metazoa, Chordata, Amphibia, Anura, Hylidae. The transcript has 3 exons. The record is from RefSeq and is a predicted model, not a curated record. The coding region runs from base 83 to 2056 and encodes 657 amino acids.